AAAUCGCUCUUCGAAGCCGCAGACCCGCAGUUGCAGCAGUCUCUUCUCCUCCUCUCCCUUCCCGUUUGCGUCGCCGAGCCACGCCCGGAACGCCUCCUCGGCCCCCGCCUGCCCAUAGCCGUUCCGUCGCGGUCGCCGUCGUUCCCGCUGCCGUGCUUAUUAUGUGGGGCCAGGUUUACAGCCCACGCAAGCGGGCAGGUCAGGAGUGCAGGCAUGAGCCAAGAGGAGGCGUCGGUGCAUCAGAUGCUGGAGAUACUGCAUUUCGGAUUCACUGUUUGAGCCGAUCGGCAUAUGCUGCUGUGUUGAGAGCGUUCUGUGCUCAGUCAUACCUUUUUCCAGUGGCCAAGCAAGAAUGUCUUGCUGAAUUGAGAAAUGGACUUAAAUUAUCAGGCAGUGAGCACCAAGAAUGCAUUGUAAAGGCCAGUACAAAUAGCCAUAUCAAGUCUUUAAGGUAUGCUUUAUACAAGGGAAAGAAUGGUAAUGCUGAAGCUAUGAAGGGUUCUCUAGGUCUUGCAUGUGUGAUACCAGAUGCUGGAGAUGCUGCAUUUCAGAUUCACUGCCUGGAGAGAUCAGCAUUUGCUUCUGUGUUAAGAGCUUUCUGUGCUCAGUCAGACCUCCUCUCAUGGGCCAAGCUUAUUAAUAAGCUGAGAAAUGAACUUAGAUUAUCGGACACUGAGCAGCGAGAAGUUAUUGCGAGGGUCAGUUCAGAUGACUAUAUCAAGUCUCUGAGGAAAUACAGUUUAGCUAAUUACUCUGGUCUUACGAAGAAGACUCUUGCUUUUGACGUACGUGUUGUGGUUCCUGAUAAGAUUGACAAAACUGGACAAUCCUUCACCUCAUCGGCUCAACAAUUACCAAUGCCAGCAAACACAACGUCACUAGCAAGGAACAUUGGCAUAUUAGGUACCUCUCCUACAGCCAAAAACGGUCCUUGUUUUGGUCUUCACGCCGUGGUGCCUGCUAAGAAGUUGAAAUCUGGAAAUGGGAGUGCAUUAACAUACUUUAAAUGCCCCCCUUGCGCUGAACAAUCGCCGGUGGCAGUUUCUUCUAUGCUGUCGGAAAGUUCCAUAGAUGAUCCUCUUGAACAUAAGAAAUCACUAUGUGACAUAAAGGCUGGAUGCGCUGUAUAUCCCAUGUUCGAAGAAAAGCAGCGCCAAUCAAAUGCUGGUCAAGUUCCUUUGUGUGUCCAUCCAGAUAUGCAGGCAUCAAGGAAAAUGGGAGCUGAAGUGUCUCCGAUGAGCAGAUUUAAGAGCUUGAGUUUUAUCAUUUACGGUGCUGAAAAUGCCAAUGAUGGUUCUGACAUAGUUAAGAUCCACCUAACUUCUAGCCUUCUAAAAAAGGUUGAAACACAGUUAAUGAGAGGGAAGCCAAAUCCAGCUAUGUUUAACACGGCGAAGUCAAUCCUUAAAGAUCAAGAAAGACACCUUUUGGAUGCACUUGUUGAACUCUCUGAAGUAUCAUCUGCUGCGGCGUGCCCUGGCCAGCACGACGAGGAGACGCCACCGCUGCUGAAGUCGGUGAGCAGCUCGAGCUACGAAGAGGCGCCCGCCACCGCCUCGACCUGCACCGCGAUCACGGGGCCGCGUGGGGCAGAAGCAGCACGGGGGGAGGCUUUCGAGACCAAGGGCGCGCAAGGGAGGGAGCUCGAGCCGGCGGCCAAGCGGGCCUGGCGCCCCACCGUUAAGCUCUUGGAGUCGGAGUGGGUCAAGUGUCUUCCAAGGAAGGGGAAGAAAAGAAUGCAUGCGUCACCACCGCCGGCGCCGGGUCAGUGCACUGCAUUAUUGGCUGGAUGCGUGUAAAACGUGGGUGGAGGGGUGAGUCACUGGCGACGUUGAGUUCUAGUACUUAUUCGGGUGAGCGGAUCUAAUUAAGAAUGCGAUGGGAUGUUUGUGUUCCAAGGUUUUGACCAAGAUUGCUGGUAAUAUAAAUUGAACUGUUCUGUACGAAA
Brachypodium distachyon (stiff brome) is the source of this 1948-nucleotide messenger RNA. RefSeq names its product protein EMSY-LIKE 3. The record is from RefSeq and is a predicted model, not a curated record. Bases 162 to 1799 code for a protein of 545 amino acids. Lineage: Eukaryota; Viridiplantae; Streptophyta; Magnoliopsida; Poales; Poaceae. Gene Ontology annotation, biological process: defense response to fungus. The transcript has 11 exons.